Amblyraja radiata (thorny skate) is the source of this 3516-nucleotide messenger RNA. RefSeq names its product CD2-associated protein (gene cd2ap). The transcript is spliced from 19 exons. The coding region runs from base 261 to 2195 and encodes 644 amino acids. The record is from RefSeq and is a predicted model, not a curated record. Gene Ontology annotation, biological process: actin filament organization; cell migration. Gene Ontology annotation, molecular function: protein binding. Gene Ontology annotation, cellular component: plasma membrane; cell leading edge; vesicle. Lineage: Eukaryota; Metazoa; Chordata; Chondrichthyes; Rajiformes; Rajidae.
AGGAGCGCAAAGACCGCUCCCACCCCCUGCCACCUCCGUUCCCUUCCCUUCCUUCGUCCCAGCUCGGCCAGCCGAUCGCGGGGUCAAUGUUGGGAUUGUUGCUAUUGCAUCCUCUCCACUGAUCGGCCCCGGAGUGUGUAGCAACAGCAGGUUUGCAGCUGGAUCGUUUUUCUCACCCCCAUCGAAUGGACGGCGCCGCCUGCGGAUAGCGAGCCAGGAAGGAGAGGACUGGAGUGGAGAGCGGAGCACCGCCAGCAGCCAUGGUGGAGGUUACUGUGGAAUAUGAUUAUGAAGCUGCGCAUGAUGAUGAACUUACUCUGAGGGCUGGUGAUCUCAUUAAGAAUGUAAGAAAACUUGAAGAAGAAGGAUGGUGUGACGGAGAGUUAAAUGGGAAGAGGGGAAUGUUUCCUGAUAAUUUUGUCAAAGAACUAAAAAGAGAUACAGAUACAAAAGAGGAAAACGCAAUCAACAAACGAGAAAAAUCAGGAAACGUUGCAAACCUGGUGCAGCGCAUGAGUACUUUUGGAUUUCCAAUCGGUGGAUUCCCAUCUCAACCCAGAUCUCUCCGAAGAAGAAGAUCGAAAAAGCGACUUUGUGAAGCAACAUUUGAUUACGUACCCCAAAAUGAGGAUGAAUUGGAAAUAAAAAUCGGAGAUGUCAUUGAAAUAGUUGAAGAGGUAGAAGAAGGCUGGUGGAAGGGAGCCUUGAGUGAGAAAACUGGAUUAUUUCCAUGCAAUUUUGUAAAGGAACUGAUCGAUGAGAAUGACGAUGGAGAAGCAAAUGAGGUGUUAAGUGAGCCAGACAUGACUGUCAAGGAUUCGAUCGGGGUUGGACCUUCAUCACCAACAUCACCGUUAGACAUUACAGGAAACGAGUGUGCAGCAGGAACAGGCGCAACAUCCCAGCCAAAGAAAAUUCGCGGUUUGGGAUUUGGAGAUAUAUUUAAGGAAGGAUCUGUAAAGCUAAAAUCACGAUUGCCUAAUUCGGAAUUGGAGGAUAAAAAAUCAGAAAAGCAAUCCAUCCCGGCAUCUAAUGCAGAGGCUCUGAAAAGUGAAGCAGAAAAUAAACAUAAAGGUGAAUAUUGUAAAGCAGUUUUUGCAUAUGAAGCAACCAAUGCAGAUGAACUUAGCAUUAAAGAAGGUGACCAUAUUCUGCUAAUCAAUAAGGACACAGGAGACAAAGGAUGGUGGAAAGGAGAACUAAGCGGCAAGCAAGGUGUUUUCCCAGACAACUUUGUCGUCAUGCUUUCAGAAACUGGAAGAGAGGUUAUAGCUGCUCCAAAAGCUCCUUCAAAAUUACUUCCAAAGCCAGACCUCGAUGAGAAACCAAAAAAGCCUCUGCCACCAACAAAAGUUUCAAAACCAGAACCACCUCCAGCUGAAAAGAAGUUUGAAUUUAAAAAGGUUCACCCAGACAAAAUUGAUGCAAUUACUCCAAGGAUUGAAGAGAAAGAUGAUCAGAAGUCAGCUAAACCAGCCGCCCCAUUGGUACCACCCAAAAAACCCAGCCUCCCUAUGAAGAGUCUUCCUUUCCGGUCUACUACUCCUCCCAAACGACCAGAGAAACCUACGAUGCCUCCACCUCUACCCAAAACAAAUGGAGAGGUGCCCUGCAAUCGACCAAAGCCAGAUCUUGAUUCAACAGUGCUUAGACCAAAAUCGGACCUAGUAUCAUCGAUUAUUCGACCAAAGUCAACAGAAAUACCUGACAAAGCUCCUGACAUUGAUCUCAUCAGCUUUGACACCGUAGAGACCUACAGUGAGAAACUUACUCAUCCAACAGCCAGCAGGCCGAGAAUGCCAGGACGAAGGCCACCCAGCGUUUUUAUUGUCGGUCAUCCCGCUUCAUUUGAGAGUCCUUUAGAUAACAUUUCUAAAAUCAAAGAAGAGGAAGAUGAAGUAACUGCCAAACCAAAGCCUUCUGAAAUAAUUAAAAAGCCAUCGUUCAAACAAAAUACUGGAAUAAUGAAUGCCAUUGAGGUGAAGGAUGUAACUGAGGUAGAUUAUAGGAACAAGACCACCAUAGAAGACAUUAAAGCACAAAUAGCUGACCUGAUGACAUUGGUAGAAAAACUGAAGAUCCAGCACAAGAAAGAAAUAACUGAACUAAGGCAUGAAUUUGAAGAAGAAAAGAAACACCGAAUUUCUUUACAGCUGGAGGUAGACAAACUGAAGAAAGCAGUUCAGCCAACAUGAACUACAUUUUAUUCUAGAUUUGGUACAACUUGUCAAGCUUCAGAUGCUGCUACAAGUAACCAGGAAGACCAAUAAUUAGAAAUGGCUUUUCACUUUUAUUAUGAUUAUGCUCCUUUUUUGAAAAUGUCAGAUGUGAUGAUCUUUAUAAUGAUGGGUAUAAUUGUAUGAUGUAAAUUUUUUGCCAAUGAUAAUUAAUGAGGCCUUAUCUUGUAUUGUUCCGGAGUGGCAGACACACAUUCACGGUGGAUGUGUGUUUGUCUACUGUACUACUGAAUCUGUAUAAAGGGGGAAAGAUGUUAAAUUUUUAAUUAAGAUGUAGUUUAAUUUUUUUAAUGAAUCUGCUUUUGUAGUUAUGCAAAACUAUAAGAUUUACACAUUUUCUGCUCGAGGGGGGGGAGCUUAUUAGAUAUUAGAAGAUCUUUGUCUACUCGGGGAAAGGGAAUUUAAUUUUGCUGUAUACAAUUUAUUUUAGCAAUCCUACCCAGGUUAAACACUAUUGUGCCUGAUUGAAGCCUACAGAUGAAAGUAUUAAAUGAAUAUAUAAAGUUGGUGUUCAAGGGGCAAAUGAUUAUGGACAACAGACCAAUUACCUAUGCAGAGUAGACUAUGUAUUUUCAUAUAGAAGGUUAUAUUGCAAAUGUAAUUGUUGUUUAUGCAUUAUUUGCCAUAAAGGGAGCUUUUGGCAUAAAUGGAUCUGAGGAAAUAAGCAAACACCCCAUGUAUCUUAAGUAUAGUCUUCUUUGAUGAAUUAUAGUUCUAAAUAUUUUCUUCUCCUGUUUUACCUGUUCCUUGUUUUCUGUUCAUUUAACAUUCUCAAUAUGAUAAACGAAUCUUCCUGAAAGGGAAGAAAGAAUAUAUAUAUUUGCAUUUACACAUUUGUUUUUAUUUUCCGAGCCCUCUGCUCCCAGUAUGGUUUGAAACCAAGUGCUCUUGGGGACAGUCUUUCAGCAGCUCUUGCUGACACGAAGCUCAAAAUAAAUUAUCACAAAUGACAAUCAUUUAAAAAAAAUCAAUAUGUUGAUGUGUCUUUCUCGUCUGUUACACAGCCAUACCAAGACCGUGCAAUUCAUUAUGUAAGUUCCUCUGUUAUAUUUGACAUAACUAGUAUUCUGUUCCUUAUGAAUUCUUUCAAUUUAUAUUUUUCCUCUUGGUUUUCUUUUCAGGAGUUACCUUUCAUUAAAGAAUGAUUAUAAUACUUAUUUAAUCCAUGACUGAAGUCUCUAUAAAUGUGGUUUCUUCAAGAAUACGUUUACAGAUGUAUAAUAAUGCAUACUCAUUCCAAAUUUUACGUAUCCAUAUUAAAAUGAAAAACUGACUUGUC